Linum trigynum is the source of this 1659-nucleotide messenger RNA. Lineage: Eukaryota; Viridiplantae; Streptophyta; Magnoliopsida; Malpighiales; Linaceae. The record is from the annotation of a GenBank genome assembly.
AUGGCUAUCGGGGGUUUGAUUUCUCACCGGAACUCCGGUUCUUUCGUCGGCUCCGGGAAAAGAUGUGAGUCACAAGCACGGGGUGCAAAUGCUACAACCUUCUAUGGAAAGUUCAGCACCAGGAUAGCCAGACAGGUUGCGCCCAUCGUCCCAUCUUCCGCUCAUCUUCGAAUUAACUGCCACUUAAAUGGGGUGACUUUGAGACUACCAGCGACUCAUCUUCCUAAGAAGCCGAGAGGCCAAUGGCAGAAUUUCGGGUCUCCAAAGGUCAAUAGGACCUGUGCUUACUACAAAUCCGAGGAGUUUGACAUACCGGUGGAAGCAGCCGUUGAAUCGCUGAACCCGGAAGAUGGUUCCGGUGAGGUUGCUUUAGUGGAAGGGAAUGUGGAUGGAGCAGCUCCAUGGUGGCAGCAGCUUCCUAAGAGAUGGGUGGUUGUACUAUUAUGUUUUACAGCAUUUCUCUUGUGCAACAUGGACCGAGUUAACAUGAGCAUUGCCAUACUUCCAAUGUCAAAAGAGUUUGGUUGGAAUAGUGCAACAGUUGGUUUAAUUCAGUCCUCUUUUUUCUGGGGCUACCUAAUGACUCAGAUUGUAGGAGGAAUUUGGGCAGAUAAAGUUGGCGGCAAGCUGGUAUUGGGUUUCGGAGUUGUGUGGUGGUCAAUAGCCACCAUGCUGACUCCCGUUGCUGCCAAAAUCGGACUUCCUUUUUUGCUCAUGAUGCGUGCUUUUAUGGGAAUUGGUGAGGGUGUGGCGAUGCCGGCUAUGAACAACAUCCUCUCGAAGUGGAUUCCUGUGUCUGAAAGAAGUAGAGCGCUUGCCCUUGUUUAUAGCGGGAUGUAUAUGGGUUCUGUCACAGGAUUAGCUCUCUCUCCUGUUCUAAUAAAUAGAUUCGGGUGGCCAUCUGUCUUCUAUUCAUUUGGGUCCCUAGGUACUAUCUGGUUUGCAUUGUGGCUUAAAAAGGCAUAUAGUUCUCCGGAGCAUGACCCUGAGCUGAGCCCACAGGAAAAGAAGCUUAUUAUGAGUGGUAGUGUAUCAAAAGAACCCGUUACAGUCAUUCCUUGGAAGUUGAUCUUAUCCAAACCUCCUGUUUGGGCACUUAUAAUUUCUCACUUCUGCCAUAAUUGGGGAACUUUUAUACUCUUGACUUGGAUGCCUACUUAUUACAACCAGGUUCUAAAGUUUAACCUCACUGAAUCUGGGCUACUAUGUGUCUUGCCAUGGCUGACAAUGGCUGUUUUUGCGAACAUAGGAGGGUGGAUUGCUGACACACUUGUUAGCAAAGGCCUUUCCAUAACAACAGUCCGGAAGAUCAUGCAAUCAAUUGGCUUUUUGGGCCCUGCAUUCUUUCUCACGCAGCUGAGUAAUGUGAAGACUCCAGCAAUGGCAGUACUGUGCAUGGCUUGUAGUCAGGGAUCUGAUGCGUUUUCCCAAUCUGGUCUAUAUUCCAAUCACCAAGAUAUUGGCCCACGUUACGCUGGGGUUCUGCUAGGUCUAUCAAACACCGCGGGAGUGCUUGCUGGUGUGUUUGGUACUGCAGCAACUGGCUACAUCCUCCAAAGAGGUUCCUGGGAUGAUGUGUUCAAGGUGGCAGUGGUUUUGUACAUAAUAGGGACGCUAGUGUGGAACUUGUUUUCAACUGGGGAAAGAAUUCUUGACUGA